UCCAAUCCACGCAAACAACAAUGAUACUGCUUUAUUUGUUUUCUAUCGGAUUUAUGGCGCUCAUAGCUGGUGAAGAUGAACAUGCAUACCAGCAGCAUAUUGGCUGUGCGUUCAACAGUUUCGGACAGGUAGGUCACUUCUGGCGGUACGGCUUCAACCACAAGGAGAUCAUGCAUGUGGAUCUUGCCAAAGAGGCUGUGGUUGCCACCAGCCUGGCAGGGAAUUUUUUGGCAGAUGAGAGGAACAACAGAAACACCUACUUCAGAAGUAAGGAGAAGAGGCUGAGAAAGGUUUGCUCAGCCGUGCAGACAGUCUUCUCCCUAUCCAACAGCACCCUGUCCAGAGCAGCUAAGCCCACAGUGGAAGUGGCCCUAGGAGGAGAGGAAGGGCAGGAGUACCUGCUCUGUUCAGUGCACGGCUUCUACCCAAAUGUCAUCCGUGUUCGCUGGGUUCACAACGGGAAGCAGCUGUCGCUUGGCACGACCACAUCCGGCAUACUGCCCCACAGAGACGGAACGUUUCAAAUGACCAUUUACCUCUCCCUGAGUAACCGCAGUGCGUCUGGCAUUGCCUGCGAGGUGGAGCACAUCAGCAUUGAUGGAAAAGAGCGAAAGACUUUAGAGGAGCCCUUCCAUUACGGGCUCUUGAUGGCCAUCGCUGCCUCAGUGGUGGGGCUGCUGCUGCCAGUCUGUCUGACUGCUUGGAAAGUUUGGACGAGGAUCAAGGACUCUCGGGCCUCCGUCAGUGACUCGACGAGCAGCUCCAGGGGCGAGCCCGAAACGCCACCGUCCAUGAGUCUGAUGCAAAUUGAGGAAGAGGAAAUUACACAGUGA
Megalops cyprinoides (Indo-Pacific tarpon) is the source of this 833-nucleotide messenger RNA. RefSeq lists its product as uncharacterized. Gene Ontology annotation, cellular component: membrane; external side of plasma membrane; MHC class II protein complex. Lineage: Eukaryota; Metazoa; Chordata; Actinopteri; Elopiformes; Megalopidae. The record is from RefSeq and is a predicted model, not a curated record. The coding region runs from base 21 to 833 and encodes 270 amino acids. Gene Ontology annotation, biological process: antigen processing and presentation; immune response. The transcript has 4 exons.